This is a messenger RNA of Rattus norvegicus (Norway rat), 1894 nucleotides long. RefSeq names its product aldehyde dehydrogenase 7 family, member A1 (gene Aldh7a1). The transcript is spliced from 18 exons. Gene Ontology annotation, biological process: L-lysine catabolic process. Gene Ontology annotation, molecular function: aldehyde dehydrogenase (NAD+) activity; oxidoreductase activity; L-aminoadipate-semialdehyde dehydrogenase [NAD(P)+] activity. The record is from RefSeq and is marked validated. Bases 78 to 1697 code for a protein of 539 amino acids. Gene Ontology annotation, cellular component: nucleus; mitochondrion; cytosol. Lineage: Eukaryota; Metazoa; Chordata; Mammalia; Rodentia; Muridae.
GGACUCUCCGAGGGCAGGGGGCGGGGCUGUAUUUCCCGACUGCCCUGCGGUAGGGGCUUCUAGCGUGCGAGCUCGUUAUGUUGCGUCUGGCUCGCCCGCUCUGCGUGCAGACUGUGAAGGCCAGCAAACUUUCCCGCCUUUGGAGUAGGCCUGCCGCCCUUAUGUCUACUCUGCUGAUCCAUCAUCCCCAGUAUGCCUGGCUGCAAGACCUGGGUCUCCGCGAAGAUAACGAGGGCGUGUUUAAUGGAAGCUGGGGCGGCCGGGGAGAGGUAAUUACGACCUAUUGUCCUGCUAACAAUGAGCCAAUAGCAAGAGUCCGACAGGCCAGCAUGAAAGACUAUGAAGAGACUAUAGGGAAAGCCAAGAAAGCUUGGAACAUCUGGGCAGAUAUUCCUGCCCCAAAGCGAGGAGAAAUAGUCAGAAAGAUUGGCGAUGCCUUGCGGGAGAAGAUCCAAUUACUGGGAAGACUGGUGUCUUUGGAGAUGGGGAAAAUCUUAGUGGAAGGAAUAGGGGAGGUUCAGGAGUACGUGGACGUCUGCGAUUAUGCUGCCGGCUUGUCGAGGAUGAUCGGGGGACCCACCUUGCCCUCUGAAAGACCCGGCCAUGCUCUCAUGGAACAGUGGAAUCCGUUAGGCCUGGUGGGAAUCAUCACUGCCUUCAACUUCCCUGUGGCUGUGUUUGGCUGGAACAAUGCCAUAGCUCUGAUCACAGGCAACGUCUGCCUUUGGAAAGGAGCACCAACAACUUCCCUCGUUAGUAUAGCUGUCACAAAGAUCAUAGCCAAGGUUUUGGAGGACAACCUGCUGCCUGGUGCCAUUUGCUCCCUGACCUGUGGUGGAGCAGAUAUGGGCACAGCAAUGGCCAGAGAUGAGCGUGUGAACCUGCUGUCGUUCACUGGGAGCACUCAGGUGGGGAAGCAGGUGGCCCUCAUGGUGCAGGAGAGGUUUGGGAAAAGCUUGUUGGAGCUCGGAGGAAACAAUGCCAUCAUUGCUUUCGAGGACGCCGACCUCAGCUUGGUUCUUCCCUCCGCUCUGUUUGCCGCCGUGGGAACAGCCGGCCAGAGGUGUACCACUGUGAGGCGACUGUUUUUGCACGAAAGCAUCCAUGAUGAAGUUGUAGACAGACUGAAAAAUGCCUACUCACAGAUCCGUGUCGGGAACCCCUGGGACCCCAAUAUCCUCUAUGGACCGCUCCACACCAAACAGGCGGUGAGCAUGUUUGUGCAAGCCGUGGAAGAAGCAAAGAAAGAAGGAGGCACGGUGGUCUAUGGGGGCAAGGUCAUGGACCACCCUGGCAAUUAUGUGGAACCCACCAUUGUGACUGGUCUUGUCCAUGAUGCGCCCAUUGUUCACAAGGAGACUUUUGCCCCAAUUCUCUAUGUCUUCAAAUUCAAGAAUGAAGAAGAGGUCUUUGAAUGGAACAAUGAAGUAAAACAGGGACUUUCGAGUAGUAUCUUUACCAAGGAUCUGGGCAGAAUCUUCCGCUGGCUUGGACCUAAGGGUUCAGACUGUGGCAUUGUGAACGUCAAUAUUCCUACCAGCGGGGCUGAGAUCGGCGGUGCGUUUGGAGGCGAGAAGCACACGGGCGGUGGCAGGGAAUCUGGCAGCGAUGCCUGGAAGCAGUACAUGCGGAGAUCUACGUGUACCAUCAACUACAGCACGGCCCUCCCUCUGGCUCAAGGUAUCAAGUUUCAGUGAUACUGGUUGGUCACUUAGCCAUUCCUGUGACUGCUCUGAAGACGCCCAAGAGGACUCUGACUUUCCCGGAAUAAAUGAUCGAUUUGAGUACAGCAGUGCCUACUCUCCAGUGAUCAAACCCCUGACUAAAUCAAGAUAUAUCCAUUUAUCAAGAAUUGAAAAUUAAAUAUUUACAACCUAGCUACAUUUAGCAAAAG